Molecule: messenger RNA, 1370 nt
Organism: Geodia barretti
Lineage: Eukaryota; Metazoa; Porifera; Demospongiae; Tetractinellida; Geodiidae
Source: the annotation of a GenBank genome assembly
UCCACGUGGGUUCUUAGCCGCUGUAUAUACACUUCCUGAGCGAGAAUGACCAAAACUAAGAGAAAGUGCAAUGAGGACUCCCCUGUUUCACCAAAAAAGGCUCGCACAAUGGUGGAAACGGCAGCUCCAAUUUUGCAGGAGUGUGACGUGGAGGAGGGAGCAGAGAUGAAGGAAAAACAGCAGGGAAAGCUUUCAAGGUUCAGAAUUGGUAAAGCCACCAGAAAAGUGUUGAAGGAGAAAGGGAUCAAGUUCCUCUUUCCAAUUCAAUACUUCACUUUUGAUCAUAUAUAUGAUGGGAAGAAUGUCAUUGGUCAAGCAAGAACUGGGACUGGGAAAACAUUGUCAUUUGCGCUCCCAAUACUUGAAAGGAUGUCUGCUGAGAAUGGAAUCAGAUCAGCCAGUGGUCGACCACCGUGCACCUUGGUGAUGGCUCCUACCAGAGAAUUAGCAAUUCAAGUUUCUGAACAGUUCAAAAUGUUGGCUCCGUGUGGUGUGCAAGUUUACUGCAUUUAUGGUGGUGCUCGAUAUGAACCCCAGGAAUCAGCCAUGAAAAGAGGGAUCGAUAUUCUUGUUGGUACACCUGGAAGAAUACUGGAUCACAUGAACAGGGGAAACCUCAAUCUUACAAGUUUAUCACAUGUGGUGCUUGAUGAGGCCGAUCAGAUGCUGGAGAGAGGUUUUUCUGAAACCGUAGAAGAAAUAUUGUCAGCGUCAUACAGGAAAGACAACAUCUCACUGCCACAGAUGAUGUUAUUUUCUGCUACAGUACCAUCUUGGGUUGAAGAUAUGGCAAAACGCUACAUGGGAGAUGACCGAGUUGUAGUUGAUCUCAUUGGAAAGCAGAGAGUACGGACAGCCGUCACUGUGGAGCACAAAGCCAUAUGCUGUCCAUAUCAAGAGAGACCUACCGUCAUCAAUGACGUUAUUCAGGUGUAUAGUGGUAGUCAUGGCCGCACGAUGGUGUUCACCCAAACAAAACUGGAUGCUGAUGAGCUAGCUGUCAAUCCAUGUCUCUCUCAGGAUGCUAGGGUACUGCAUGGAGAUAUAGUGCAGAAACAAAGGGAAGUUACACUGAAGGGUUUUAGAGAGGGGAAGUUCCCUCUAUUGAUAGCUACUGAUGUCGCAGCCCGUGGGUUAGACAUUCCGGAAGUGGAUUUAGUUGUACAGUGUGAGCCUCCAAAGGUAUGUAAACUAAUCAGAGCAUUAUUAACCCUCAGCCUGCAUGCACAAGAGGGUUGCGGUACUUGGUUCGUAAGUCUGUCUGUCUGUCCACUCUGCUUAUUCUGGCAUCUCGCACUAUGAUAUGCGCAACAAAGGACACGAGUAAAUCAAGAUUAAAAAGCCGUCUUCUCUAAAACCACUUACCUGGA